Messenger RNA from Cadophora gregata, 1323 nucleotides. RefSeq lists its product as uncharacterized. The record is from RefSeq and is a predicted model, not a curated record. Gene Ontology annotation, molecular function: acyl-CoA dehydrogenase activity; flavin adenine dinucleotide binding. Gene Ontology annotation, cellular component: mitochondrion. NCBI's taxonomy places the organism in Eukaryota, Fungi, Ascomycota, Leotiomycetes, Helotiales, Ploettnerulaceae. The transcript is spliced from 5 exons. Bases 1 to 1323 code for a protein of 440 amino acids.
AUGGCUUCAAUUGCAAAGAUACUACGGCCCGUGGUCCAAAGGGCAGCUUCUACUGCUCGCCCAGCUCUCAGACCUGCUCGAGCAAGCAGGAUAUAUCAACAGGCCAGACCUCUAUCAUCCACCACAAGAAGGCGCAAUGAAGCAGUCGACCUCACAGAGAUUCCUCCUACACCCAUUACCCACAUGUCCGAAAUAGAAACUGCCAUGGCGGACUCAGUGUCAAAGUUCGCAAAUGAUGUCAUUGCACCUAAAGUCCGCGAGAUGGAUGAAAACGAAUCCAUGGACCCCUCAGUCGUUGAGCAGCUGUUCGAACAAGGGUUGAUGGGCGUGGAAAUUCCAGAGGAAUACGGUGGCGCGGGCAUGAACUUCACAGCGGCUAUUGUUGGCAUUGAGGAGCUGGCUAGGGUCGAUCCGAGUGUCAGCGUUAUGGUGGACGUGCAUAAUACGCUGGUUAAUACCGCGGUAUUGAAGUAUGGAAGUACAGAAUUGAAGAAGAAGUGGCUUCCAAAAUUGGCUACAAAUACUGUCGGUUCUUUCUGUCUUUCUGAGCCAGUGUCUGGAUCUGAUGCUUUUGCACUUGCCACGAAGGCUACCAAGACCGAAUCUGGAUACAAAAUCUCAGGAAACAAGAUGUGGAUUACCAACUCGAUGGAAGCCGAAUUCUUCAUUGUCUUCGCAAACCUGGACCCAAGCAAAGGAUAUAAGGGAAUUACUGCAUUUAUUGUCGAGAAGGACACGAAAGGAUUCUCUAUAGCCAAGAAGGAGAAAAAGCUCGGUAUCAAGGCUAGCAGUACUUGUGUGCUUAACUUCGACGAUGUUGAGAUACCAGCAGGAAAUCUGCUUGGUAAGGAAGGUGAUGGAUACAAAUAUGCCAUCGCUCUGCUCAACGAAGGACGAAUCGGUAUAGCCGCCCAAAUGACCGGACUUGCACUUGGAGCGUUUGAGAAUGCUGCGAAGUACGUCUGGAACGACCGUAAGCAGUUCGGUACGCUUGUCGGUGAUUUCCAGGGUAUGCAGCACCAGAUUGCGCAAGCGUACACGGAGAUUGCUGCUGCGAGAGCACUAGUAUAUAACGCUGCUCGGAAAAAGGAAUCUGGCGAGAACUUUGUCCAAGAUGCGGCUAUGGCGAAGUUGUAUGCCUCGCAAAUUGCGCAAAGAGUCAGUGGACAGGCCAUUGAGUGGAUGGGUGGUAUGGGAUUUGUGAGAGAGGGGAUUGCCGAGAAGAUGUGGAGAGAUAGUAAGAUUGGUGCUAUUUAUGAGGGCACUAGCAAUAUCCAACUUACAACUAUUGCGAAACUCUUGAAGUCCCAGUACACGAGCUAG